AUGAAUGGAACAGGUCUACGACCUAAGUGGAAAGACAAUCCACGACUGCCUCAAUUGGUCGGCAAGCAGUCGACGGAUGACUUGCAUACCCCUUGCUACGUGCGUCAUGCGUACAGGCAUGGCACCGUGGCUGUGGGGCCACCUUACAAGCUGCGGGAGCCACUGGAUGCUCGUAGUCCAGCGUGGACUGCGGCCCGCUUGGUGGAUGCCUCGAUCGAGAAGCAAGAUUGGGUCAGAUCAUACAGCAAGAUCCUGAAGGACAGGGCACCAGGAAGAAGCUCAAACUGGACGAAGAUUGGACCAACAAUACGAGCUUGA
Messenger RNA from Durusdinium trenchii, 318 nucleotides. The record is from the annotation of a GenBank genome assembly. NCBI's taxonomy places the organism in Eukaryota, Dinophyceae, Suessiales, Symbiodiniaceae.